Messenger RNA from Eruca vesicaria subsp. sativa (arugula), 804 nucleotides. Lineage: Eukaryota; Viridiplantae; Streptophyta; Magnoliopsida; Brassicales; Brassicaceae. The record is from the annotation of a GenBank genome assembly.
ACUAUCAUGAUGAAGAAUACUACUCAAGCUCAAUCCUCUUCAUCUUUUGUGAAUUUCUGUCGGAAACUCUCACCUAAGAGAAAAGAUUCAUCCGCAGAGAUACAACCUAACAUCCAUGAUGAUCAUGACAAGAACAAAGACUUAGAGGCUGUCUUUGACUACAUGGACGCAAACAGAGACGGUAGAAUAUCUCCACACGAGCUUCAGAAGAGUUUCAUGACACUAGGAGAGGAACUAUCUGAUGAAGAAGCAGAAGCUGCGGUUAGAUUGUCUGAUACAAACGGAGAUGGGAUGUUGGAUUUUCAAGAGUUUGCUGAGCUAAUCAAAGGAGAUGAUGAUAAGGAAGAGAAGGAGGUUGAGCUCAAGGAAGCUUUUAGAAUGUAUAUAGAUGAAGGUGAAGAGUGUAUUACUCCUAGAAGUUUGAAGAUGAUGUUAAAGAAGUUAGGUGAGUCAAGAACCACUGAUGAUUGUAGAGUUAUGAUUCGUGCUUUUGAUCUCAAUGCUGAUGGAGUUUUGAGCUUUGAUGAGUUUGCUCUUAUGAUGCGUUAAGUGUUUUUAUUAUAAUCACCUCUCAUUUGUUAUUGUAGCUUCUCUUUUUUUUUUCCAUCCUUCUAUUUGAUUAAGAAUAUGAUUAAUGUAUAUACGUUGGCUUGUUAGACAAUAAGAAAUGUUUUUAUAUAACAUUAAAUUCACAUGUACACCUUUGUUACAUCGGGAGAAUGUGUCAUAUUAAGCUUUGCAAUAUGCAUUCAUCUACUAAAUUUGUGUAGAUGUGUACAUACUAUUAUUCCAUGAAGCACACAU